GACCAUCAACAGCAGUCUCACAGUCAUGGAUCGUUUGGAGUUCAGCAGCGGCUUUACUGAUCUAUCUUGUGUGACUGCCGAAGAGUUUGAUGAUCCAUCAUGUGGUUUCAUGCGUUUUCAACUGUCCGUGGACGAUGUGGCUCUCGAGGAAUAUCGCAUCGGAGCUGGACGAAGCCAAUUCGAGUAUGAGCAGUUCAGCUUCACUGCAAGCCAGAUUAGAAAGGAUGACAGCCGGUUUGUUGUUCUAAAUUGCACUACGGCACCCAACUAUGAAUGGAUUCUGAACACUCAAAUGCGGAUCAAAACAGGAACAAUAGGGGCUGAAGUACUGAAAGUGGUUGAUAAGGAUGUCUUCGAAUUUUAUCCAAAAUGCGAACCAAUCUCCAUUGAAGUUAUGAGUGACGCUAUAGCUACGGUAAAAUUUGAAAUCAGAAUUCUCAACAAGGUCAUCGAACAACUUCCCACAUUUGAAGAGGGUGAUCUGACCAUUCGCUUCGAUGACGGCUCCAAGAUAAAAGUCUACAGAGAUAUUCUUGCAUUGCAUUCGUCCUACAUAAAGAAAUGCACGGAAGAUUCAGCAAUCACAUGCGUGGAAGACUUUGCUCGAGAGCCCUUCAUUGAAAUGCUGUAUCAAAUCUAUCCGACAUUGCGCCCGAUCUACCGUAACAUACGUGACUUAGCAAAAGCAGCUGUUGCAUUCCAAGUCAAUCCACUGAUAUACGUUCUGGCUAAGCAUUUGGUCAACUUCAAUACUAGAGCGAUGUCCCUGGAGCAGAAACUGCGAGCCGCAAUUGAUAUGGAGUUGUGUCCUGCUAUCGAAGAGCUUGUAUACCGGGCUGCGCAAGAUGGAGUGUGGAGCCAUCUGAUUAAACUUGGCUUUGAGCCAGAAUCAUUUUUUGGUCCAGAAGUGUACAGAAAAGUAGUUUGUCCUGCUAUAGUUGCUGGUCGCCAAAACGAGUAUGGUGUCCCGUUCAUUCCAAGGCCAUACGUUCAACCUAAUUUCUUUAGUGAAGAGUCUGCAAAUGACAAAAGCAACAUUGGCGUACUCUUUCGCAGCACUCCAUUUUACGUGAACCGAGGCAUCAUAGAAGUGAAUGGAUCCAGCAAAUUCGCAAAAAAUACUGAUGGAUUUAUACAAGCCUUAUUCACAAAAGAGAUGGAGGAACAAUGUGUGAAAGCAGCUGUUGUACCAGGCGAGGUGCUGGUAUCACUCUUCUCAUCCCUCUACCCACUCGGUCCCGCGAUACCCAUAAAUUUCUUGCGAGCAGCUAUCGUGUUCUGCCACGAUCACGAUUGGCAUCACGUUCAAAGCAGACUAGAGCAGGAUCUCCUGCAACAGCCACCAGAGACUCGCGAAGCAUAUCGCGAUCAAAUAAUUUUCGCUGAAAAACUCAAACUUGCCAAUAUGCUUACGGUCUCCAUCCAAAGAGCUGAGGGAAGCUGCAAUAAGUUUGCAAAUGAACUUAUCAAGAACAACGAGUUGAGUAUGAUUUCUUCAUCGACAAGAGAUUUGAUCAUGGAUCGUGUGUGCAGCGGUUGGGGUUUGGAGCCAAAACAUGUAAACAGAUUAGCGACGAGGGAGCCAACAUCUUUCCGAGAACGCCAAAUUGGUCUCAUACGUGGUGGACCAAGAGCAUUCGAAGAUGAACGUAAAGCGGCUACGCUUGCAGAGAUGGUGUCUGAUUACUACUUUGGUCCUGUUGGGGAAAUUUGCGUCGUUAACAAGUGAAUGUACUUCAUGCGAUAAUUCUUAUCGAACCAUCUAAAUUUGGCUGUUAUAACAAAUGUUUUCGUUCUUUCCUGCGCAGAGAUGUAUGGUUUGAAUGCACUCAUUUUGGAUGAAGUAUUUGUGUGU
Molecule: messenger RNA, 1855 nt
Organism: Cylicocyclus nassatus
Lineage: Eukaryota; Metazoa; Nematoda; Chromadorea; Rhabditida; Strongylidae
Source: the annotation of a GenBank genome assembly